Messenger RNA from Amorphotheca resinae ATCC 22711, 1059 nucleotides. RefSeq lists its product as hypothetical. The transcript has 2 exons. NCBI's taxonomy places the organism in Eukaryota, Fungi, Ascomycota, Leotiomycetes, Helotiales, Amorphothecaceae. Bases 139 to 1059 code for a protein of 306 amino acids. The record is from RefSeq and is a predicted model, not a curated record.
GUCGCAGUGCCCCAAACAACAAACAGGCAACACAGCAUCACUAGCCUUCUGAGAACAUAACGUGGCCCAGCUACCCGCUAGCACAUAAUAUCUCUGCCCCCGGCGACCUGCGAGAGCAGUUCGCUGAGGAAUCCAUGCAUGUCUCUCUAUGAACCCGGCCGCGAAGGCCACGAUCCUUAUAUCGACUAUGCUUCACAACCAGAGGGCCAGCCUGAAGAGCGCGUCUACGGGUCGCAUGUCCAAGAUAUCCAACAGGGCGGCCCUCAAGGCCUUAAUACACUGCACGAGCUUGGUGGGGCCCAACAGCAGCAACAUCCUCAUCAUCAUCAGCAGCAACAGCAACAGCAACACCCACAUCAUCCACAACACCAGGUAUUACUCGGCCCGCAUGUCAUGGCCCACCACCAAACUCCUCAGUUCGGUGGUGGGCAGGGAAUGUUACCAUACGGGCCGCGGCAGAUGCAAGCGCCUACCGGAACAAAGAGGCAGCGAGACGAGAUGGAGUUAGAGAUGGGAGUUUUGCCAGAGGCACCGAUUCAGGGCGGCGAAAUGCAAAGCAUGUCUUCGAUGUCUCAGCAGUCGAUGGUGGGGUAUGGUGGACAACCAGUGCAAGAGUAUCACGCUCAUACCUUGCCAAAUCAAGGUCACCGGUCGAAGAUGCCUCGGAUGGGCGACGUUGAUUCGAAUAGUAUGAUGGAACAAAGCGGCGCGCCGAGUGUUGUUGGGAUGGAGGGGAUGCCUCCUCCAGCACCGCGACCCCGGGGUCCAAAGCUGAAGUUUACGGCCGAGGACGAUCAAUUACUUGUGGAUCUGAAGGAGAAUAAGUCCUUGACCUGGAAGCAGAUCGCGGAGUUCUUCCCUGGUCGAUCUUCUGGCACUCUACAAGUCCGCUACUGUACGAAACUAAAAGCCAAGAGCACGCAAUGGACAGAAGAGACGGUCCAAAAACUGCGCACGGCUCUGAAUGACUACGAGCAGGAGAAGUGGCGUAUUAUAGCCCAGAAACUCGGCGCCGGCUUCACAUCCGCUGCUUGCAAGGAGAAGGCCAGUGAGUUAUAG